AUGGCGUCGAAUAGCAGAGAAGCAAGGAGGAGGAAGAUCUUAGAAAGAGGAUCUGAUCGUUUAGCCUUUAUCACUGGUCAGAUCAACGGCGUUUCUUCUCCACCUCCUUCCGAUUCCACUUCCCUUUCUCAAUCUCAUCUCCAAACCGACGAAUCAUCACCGGGCACUAUUCCGCCUCCUGAUCAGAUCCUUCCUGCUCAAGAGACCGGUUUCACAAGUCAGCAGGAAAACAUAUCUGAUGCUUCGAUGCCUGAUAACACGGAUCAUAUCAUUCAUCAAAGCAGAGCAGAAUCGCUUCAGCCUCGGAAGCAUACUGAAACAUUGGCAGAAGCCUCCGCUUCAGAUCCUCGAGACACAACGCUACAACCGUCUCCUGCAACAUCAAGUGCUCAAACCCCAUCAGUGGUAGAUUUGGGUGCUUCUCAAGCAUUUACUCCUUUGGUUAGUUUUGUGAACUCCAUCACUCCAAAUCACAUUGGAGCCGCCAUUGAUGCUUCAGUAUACGCGCGGAUGUUCUCAGCUCUCGCGAUUGCCCUUCUUGUCAUACUAUCUCAUUUCGGGUUCUCUUCCGUAAGCAACAUAGUAAGCUUCAGGCCUGUUUUCUUGCUUCUCUUGACCGAUGUCACAAUUGUGCUUGGAAUGGUUCUGCUGAGCCAUCAUGGAGAUUCUUCCUCAGCAUCAAGACGAGAAAACUUGGGAACAGUAAUGGACGGACAGGGCAUAGCGGACCAAGUAGGCAACGCGUUGGAGAUGGUCAUGGUCGUGAAGAAGGUAAUGGACGCGGUUUCUAUGGAUUUUAGCUUAUACGCCGUGAUGCUCAUCUGUGGCCUCUUGUUCACACAAAGCAUCUUUGCUUAA
Molecule: messenger RNA, 858 nt
Organism: Arabis nemorensis
Lineage: Eukaryota; Viridiplantae; Streptophyta; Magnoliopsida; Brassicales; Brassicaceae
Source: the annotation of a GenBank genome assembly